Messenger RNA from Myotis lucifugus (little brown bat), 5532 nucleotides. RefSeq names its product centrosomal protein 162 (gene CEP162). The record is from RefSeq and is a predicted model, not a curated record. Gene Ontology annotation, cellular component: centrosome; axonemal microtubule; centriole. NCBI's taxonomy places the organism in Eukaryota, Metazoa, Chordata, Mammalia, Chiroptera, Vespertilionidae. Bases 296 to 4264 code for a protein of 1322 amino acids. The transcript is spliced from 25 exons. Gene Ontology annotation, biological process: cilium assembly.
CGCGGGGUCCCUACGGUGCGGCAGCGACGGCUCUUAACCGCCACAGGAUCCUAAGCCGGGGCUAUUCCCGCCUUCACUCUGAGGCAAAAAGACGCUAACGGCCGUCCGGUCGGACCCACGAGCCACGUGACGAGCCCGGGUCAUGUGACUCCGAGCCAGGCGGCUGACGUCUGUUACCCUGACAACUGCUGGGCCCCCAGCCGACUUCCCGGCAAAGCGCGGAAUUCGGAGGCGAAGUGUUCCAAUGUUGUAAAUACUUUGGAAUGUUUAUCUUGGCAAGUGAAAAUUAUUGAUUAUGGCUCACUAUCCCAAAGAACUGGAUAAAGAGUUUGAACAGUUCAUGAAAGAGCUUUCAGAUGAUUCUUUUGAAAAUUCAAACAAAACGCCUAGACAACCUAAAAGAGACGUGAAAAAGAAAGACACACUGCCAUGGUGGAUAACAGAAGGUGAUUUCGAAGAUGGUGGACGGCUUGGAACAAAUGUAAGCUAUCUGAAAACAAAGGUGACUUCUCAGCCUAUUAUGGAAAUAGAAGAGGAGUCUGCUGAGAGGAUUCAGUUUCUCAAGAGCAGUGGGACCUCUAUCCUAAGUAUUGACAGCUUAGAAACAAAUGAAAGAGUAGUUUCUGAGCUCAAUCAUAGUGUUCUCGGAUUGGGAUUGGACACAUUCGAAGAAAAAGAAGAAAAAGAGCAAUUUUUUGCCAGACUUGAGAAAGGGUUAACAUCUUCCAUUGAUUAUUCAAGAUUAAAUAAGGAAUUGGAUUCUAAUGAGUCCACACAAUUUAAAGCUUUACAUAGUAAUCAAGCUAAUAUAGAACUAACCGAAGAUAAACAUGAGAAUGAGUCAAAAUUUGAACUGGCAGAAAAUUACAGUGAUGAUUUUGAAGAUGAGGAGGAUAUUGAUGGACCUUUGACUACUAAAGAUGAAGAGACAAAUUCCAAAGAAAAUUCCAAAUCAGAAAAAAUAAAUGUGCCCAAACAGGAAGAAGAGAAAACUGGCAUGCUGGCCAAUGUGGUGCUGCUUGAUUCAUUCGAUUCUGUUGCAGAGGUCAACCUUGAUGAACAAGAUAAAGCAACUACUAUGCCAAAGGUUCUGCCUGAAAUAACUGACAAUGAAAUGAUAGGAACAGGUGUUUCUUAUGGACAAAGCAAUAGUGAUAUUGAAGCUCUUCAUCAGGCUUAUUGUCAUAUAGCCCAUUCCUUGGGAAAUUCUGAUGAACAAAGAAUUGAGAUUGCUGCCAUGGAAAAUGUCAAGAGCUCAGAGAGAGGUCAUUCUCAAGAAAAUGAAGAGUCCUCCAAAAACAUCUCUACUACGGAAUCUGAUCUGCCCACAGUAGAGGAGCUGAUGAAAACUAUCAAAAUAGAUUCCUUUGGGAUCAGUGGUUUGGAUUUACAACCUGUAAGCUAUAAAAAACAGGCUGAUAGUAAAGAAACUGAAGUCAUAAGUCCCUUAACCCUUAAGAUGAAGCCAAAUGUGUCUCAAGAGCCACAAAAUGUGAACCAAUUAUUUGACAAAAAUGAAGAGAAUGUGGUUUUACAAAAGACAACAAAUGAAAGUAUAGAAAAUUGCUGCCCAAGAGUAAAUACUACGGAAGAAUGUAUAGAUAAAAUGUACCUUGACAUUUUGCGGAAAAAACUAUCUGUUGCUCCUUCAGUGUUACCUCAGGAAGACAAAAUAAAGAAAACUUUUAGACCUCAACUCAGUUCUGGAGAAGGGGCUGUAAUUGCUAAAGAGGUACCAUACAAGAAGGCCAGAAGUGCACCUCCUUUAGCUAAAAGAAAACCCCAGAGUGGUGUAUACGCGUCAGUUAGGAGCUCGGGCUAUGGAAAACCCAGUUCACCAUGCAAGACUUCUACUCUUGAAAAGAAAACUUCAAAGGACAUGAUGAAAAGCAAAAACUUGAGAUCCAUUCUCACCUCAAAUCAAGCCAGGAAAAAAGAAAUCUUAUCUGAAACAAAACUCAAGCCUGCUGCAUUGGGUAAACCAGCUCCCAAAACUGAAAGUUGCCUGGCUACUCCUAAGAAGUCUGAAGACGCUACCGAAACUGGUUCCUGUAUUCAUUUUCAAAAUGAUUCUUCAGGAUACCGUGAUGGGAGCAUGGAUACAGAAUUAAUUUUGUUUAAAAGAGUUCAGGAAGCAGAGGAAAAAUGGAAGGGUGCACAAGCCGUAAUUGAGCAAAUUAAAGUCACAUUCUCAGAAAAAGAGAGAGAGUUAGAAAAUAAGAUGGAAGAACUAAAAAGGCAACAGGAAAAGGAACUCUUCAAAUUGAGUCAGGACAAUUAUAUUCUUCAGACCAAGUUAAACAGCUUUGGAGAAACAAACAAAAAACAAAGGUGGUUACAUGUUGGAGAAACAACUGAUCCUGUCACUGAAGAAAAAUUGAAGCAAAUCCAAAAAGAAAUACAAGAACAAGAGACACUUCUUCAAGGAUACCAACAGGAAAACGAAAGAUUGUAUAAUCAAGUGAAAGAUCUCCAAGAACAAAACAAGAAAAAUGAGGAACGAAUGUUCAAGGAAAACCAGAGUUUAUUCAGUGAGUUAGCUUCCUUAAAAGAACAGAUGCAAAGAAAUCGUUUCCUGUCUCAGGUAGUUGAAGAUUCAGAGCCCACCAGAAACCAGAAUUUUACAGAUCUGUUAACAGAACUACGCGUGGCACAGAAAGAAAAAAACAGUUUAUUGGAAGACAUCAAAAGACUGAAACAAGACAAACAAGCUCUUGAAGUAGACUUGGAAAAAAUGAAGAAAGACCGAGACCAUGCCAGAGAUCAGGUUGCUUAUGUCACAGGUGAAAAAUUAUAUGAAAUAAAAAUUUUAGAAGAAACACAUAAACAAGAAAUUAGUCGUUUGCAAAAAAGAAUACAGUGGUAUGUGGAAAAUCAGGAACUUCUGGAUAAAGAUGCAGUUCGACUUAAAGAAGCAAAUGAAGAAAUUGAGAGGCUCAAACUUGAGGCUGAGAAACUGAAAGCUGAAUUUGGAAAUCCAUCUCUUCAGAAGAAGACACAUUUAAAAGAUAAAGCAGCUGAUGCCAAAAAAAUUCAGGACCUAGAGCGACAAGUUAAGGAAAUGGAAGGAAUUCUAAAGAGAAGAUAUCCUAAUUCUUUACCUGCUUUAAUAUUGGCUGCAUCAGCAGCCGGUGAUACAGUAGAUAGAAACACAGUGGAAUUUAUGGAAAAAAGAAUUAAAAAACUAGAAGCCGAUCUGGAGGGCAAAGAUGAAGAAGCAAAGAGAAGCCUUCGUACCAUGGAACAAGAGUUUCAGAAAAUGAAGAUUCAGUAUGAACAGAGACUAGAGGAACAGGAGCAGCUGCUUGCCCACAAAUUGAAGGCAGCAUCCCAGAACCAACAUGACAACUCCUCCAGGGUUAAAGCACUGGAGAAAGAACUUCACGACAUUAAGGAAGCCCAUGAAAUCACUGUAAGAAACCUUGAAGCUGAAAUAGACACGUUUAAACAACAGAAUGCUGAGUUAGAACUCAAGAAAAAUAGAGAUGAUAAAGAUUUCCAGUCUAUCGAAUUCCAGGUGGAACAGGCUCAUGCUAAAGCUAAACUGGCAAGACUCAAUGAGGAGCUGGCGGCAAAGGGGAGAGAAAUACAAGACCUUUCGAAAACUGUGGAGAAGCUUCAGAAGGAGAGAAGAAUGAUGCUAUCCAGUCAGCACUCCAAGGGGAGGGAGGAAAUGACUGCAAAAAGGGUAAAGAAGGAAGUUUCGCACGCAGGUAAAGGAAGUGCCAACUCCUUCCCUGGAACCCUGGAUGGCAAGCUUUACCAACCACAUACUUUCUCUGAUUCCCACAUUUCAGAGGUUUUGCAAGAAAACUGCAGAUUGAAAAAUGAACUGGAGAAAGUAAUCGUGGAGAGGAAUGAGUUGAAGAUGAAAUCUGACAUAGCUAUGAACCAGUUUGAGAAUUCCAUGAAAAGGGUCAAGGAAGACACUGCAGCACACAUCACAUCUCUCAAAGCAUCUCAUCAGAGGGAAAUAGAGAAACUCCUUUGCCAAAAUGCAGUAGAAAAUUCCUCUUCCAAAGUAGCUGAAUUAAAUCGUAAAAUAGCAACUCAAGAGAUAAUACAGCAGACACACCAAGUAGUAGAAACUGAGCAAAACAAAGAAAUUGAGAAAUGGAAAAGACUCGCACAGCUGAAGAAUCGUGAGCUGGACAAGUUCCGCACAGAAUUAGACUCGAUAUUAGACGUCCUCCGAGAGCUGCAGCGGCAGGGGGUGGUGGUGCCCGUUGCCUUUGCGGAGGAAGUGACUGCACCACAGUAUUAGCUAGACCUUCAGACGUCACAGGACCCCCGGAAGGGCCUGAGGCGUGGUGGCUGGCAUCGGGCCUCGUCAGAGAAGGCUGUUGAAAACAAGUGUUCCAGGAUGUUCCCAGAAAACAACACAAAAGCAACAUUUCAAAAUAAAUUGCUCUUAACCAAUAAGAAAAAAAAAAGAAGCAUUGUAGCAUAUUUUACUGAAAAUCUUUAACCAGUCACGUUUUACAUAAUUUACGGACAAGUCUCUUUAUGUCAGGUGAUUAGAAUUAGUGAAUUUCAUAGUAAAAGUCCUCACUUAUACGCUAGAUGUGAAAAGAAAAGAAAAUUGCAUCCACUCUGCCAUUAAGUGCCAGAAAAGCAGCUCCUCUUUCUCAUGGAAACGCAGGGAGGAUGUGAGCACAGUGGCUCGCACAACCACAUCGCCAGUCACCGAGCAGGAGAGUUUCUGCCAUAACUUGAACAAGAAUCAUAAUUUCCGUGUAGUAGAUAGUGAACUAUCUUGUGUCACCCAGAUUUCCACUCGCACCUCUAUGUGCCUCAUUUUUGUCACUUGCUAUAAGUGCAAAAUCUAUAUACAAGUAAUAGGGGGAUUUGGUUUGUUUUAUGCCAUGUCUUAAGUGCCAGUCCAUUUUUUGAACUCUAAGAUUGUAGACAGAACAUAACAUUUUUACUUUUUCUAUUAAAAGGUAAUAUAUGUUCAUUAGAAAAAAACUAAAAGCUUGCACAAAAGCAGCCAGAUUGUUAUUUUACUUUGCAAUUCCCAUUUCCAGAAGCAGAUAGUGAGUAUAUGAUAUUGGUCAGUUAAAGCUAUAGCCGCUUUGUUUUCAGCUGUUCUAGCCCAGCACUGUCCAACUGAAGUAUAAUUAAUGUGAGCCACGUAUAAUUUUUAUUUUAUUGUAGCCACAUUUAAAAAUAUUUUUAAAUGAAAUUAAUUUUGGAAAUUUAUAUAAUAUAUUCAAAAUGUGAAUAUAAAAGUUGAGUUUUUACAUUAUUUUUUCAUACUAACUCUCCAAAUUCUGGUAUAUUUUACAUUUAUAAACACAUCUCACCUUGGACUAGCCACAUUCCAAGUGCUCAAUAACCACAGGUUAAUAAAUGCAAUUCUAGAAUAAUAAUCACAAUGUGAAGCACUGUAUAAAGGACACGUGAAAUAGGUCUUGGUGGAAUUAUGGAUAGCAAAUGUGAAAUGUGGAAAUUAAUGUCAAUGUUCAGCAUUUUUUAAUGUCCUUUUCCUAAGAGGGUAGAAAAAGUAUUAUAACUUGCUAUUUUUUUAUG